Messenger RNA from Salvelinus namaycush (lake trout), 972 nucleotides. Its product is annotated as V-type proton ATPase subunit S1-like protein. Lineage: Eukaryota; Metazoa; Chordata; Actinopteri; Salmoniformes; Salmonidae. The transcript is spliced from 6 exons. Gene Ontology annotation, cellular component: proton-transporting V-type ATPase complex. The record is from RefSeq and is a predicted model, not a curated record. The coding region runs from base 1 to 972 and encodes 323 amino acids.
AUGUUUGCAGAUUACGAGCCACGGCUAGAAAGGAAGAAUCCCAGACUCCUCCGCGGCAAUGUCUCUUCUCAGGACCCCAGAGAUGGAUUGGCUUCCCAGAGCCACAGUGCUGCUUCCGAUGGGGACAGCUCUUUGCUUGCGGUGGAGCACCCUCUCAGAAGAGUGCUGCAGCUUUAUGGGUGGCAGCUGGACUCCCCACACAGAACCAAAAGGAGGCUACUGCAGACAUCGAGCACUCUUCCUUACUCUCCUCUGAGCGUGGUUUACAAUGGAAAAACAUGUAUCCUGUUUAGGGCCAGGAAGAUUGCUAUAAGGUUCAGGAACAGCACUUUAGUGGAUCUCACAGAGAAGGCAUUCGGCCCCGAUGCACCGGUUGACACCAAAGGCUCCAUGUGCAGCAAAGAUAAAGCUACGCUUGUACUACGUUUUGGAGACGUGGAGGACUUGAGAGGACUUGCCAUAAGGCUACAGAUGUCCAACACAUUCUAUGAGUCGGCAGGGCAGAACUGGUUUACUCUGGACAGCGUACACAUCCACUACAACUGGACCCACGAGGCAACGUUCAACGCCAGCGACGUGUACGCUCCUAGUACCUACUCCUACCACUGUCAGCACGUCAGCAGUCUGCAGAAGUACGACACGCUGCUCGUACCAAGCUCCAUCACAGACAACUCUGCAAACUGGCACAUCACCUUCACAGACUUCCAGUUGCAAUCGUUCAACGUGCUGUCCAACAAGUUUGCCUCAGCCAGCGACUGCGCUACGUUCUUCACUCCGGCAAUCCUCAUGGGUCUGAUCACCUCUCUCAUCCUCCUCCUGGUCCUGGCCUACGCUCUGCACAUGGUGGUGCACCUCAAACACAUCGACACCUACGAAGAGCACAAGACUACUGUCUACUUCCCUCGCAGCUCAGAGACUGCAGAAUGCACCGAUGCCACCGGCUCCACCGCCACUGAGAAAAACAGCCUGUAG